Messenger RNA from Chenopodium quinoa (quinoa), 1577 nucleotides. RefSeq lists its product as uncharacterized. Lineage: Eukaryota; Viridiplantae; Streptophyta; Magnoliopsida; Caryophyllales; Amaranthaceae. The transcript is spliced from 7 exons. The record is from RefSeq and is a predicted model, not a curated record. Bases 161 to 760 code for a protein of 199 amino acids.
GACCUAAGAGAGAAAUUCCUUUUCCAAUUAUAUCGUGGUGGUGUUGAAAAAGCUCGUAUGGACACUGUGCUUCCCAGUGUUGAUUCUUUGGUAAAUUUGGUCAAUCAAUCUUAUGCUUGAGAGAUAGUUACAACUUACAAUAUGAGAUGCAUUGAUGUAGAUGCUGAACCAAAUAUGUGGAUCAGUUGAUGACACCGUCAGGGAUCCUGUGAUUUCCAGUAUUUUUCAUGCAUCAUUGGAAGGUUACCUUUGGGUACUGCUAGAUGGAGGACCUUCACGUGCAUUUUCUGAUUCAGAUAUCAUAUUGAUGGAGGAUGAUCUGAGAGCACUACAGGAUUUCUUUGUGGCUGAAGGAGAAGGUCUUCCUCGUUCUACAGUAGAGCGAGUAGCGAAGUUUGCUCAUCAAGUGUUAAGCUUAUUUUCCCUUCAGACUAGUAGCGUUAUCCAAAUGCUAAUGAAUGCAAGUGAGCACAUCUCAACUAGGGUUCAGUCAGGUGAUCACGGUCAUAGAUCACUGGAUGAUGCAAAUACUUUGAUACGAAUAUUAUGUCACAAAAAGGACACGGAAGCUUCAAAGUUUCUAAAGAGGCAGUACCGGCUCCCGCCAUCCUCAGAAUACGAAGAAAAUCCUAAGAUUGAAUCAACAUCAAGUUCAGCCAUGUUUUCAGAUCUGCUAAAAAGAAGUGCAUCAUUUCGGUUUCCAGAAACAGGACAUAGUAGCUUCAAAUCAUUGAAGAAGAAAUUUCAAGAAGCAUGGUGAGAGGUCUGGCUUUGAUGCUGAGGGGUAUAAAUUAUGCUAUUUUGGCUUAAGUGGCUGACUGUCUUUUAUAUCCUAUGUGGGUGACUGCCAAUAACUUCCAACGAGAAGCAGCUUGAUGCAACUUGAUUAUAACUUUGACUAGUGGUGUGAAAACUCUAAUCUUGCUGGAACAAAGACUAGGUUUAGUAUAGCUUAGUGGCAAGAUGAUGCAGUUGAAGGUUGUCAAGUCUUGCUAUAGUUCGUUGGUGCUGAUUUUGUGUAUAAUGACCUGAGAUUGAUCAACUUGAGAUAAUCAAUAGGAUGUGUUAACAUUGGGGUUCAUUUCUUCUACAACCCCUCUAGAGUGAGGUUGUAACAGUUAUUAGCAAAAAUCAGCUAAUAGCAAGCAGGAGAAUGGAGAUCGGAAAAGGAUACCCGGAUACAGAAUAUGAGCAAGAAUUGAGUCUACAAUUUUUAUGUUGAUUGUUCGUUAUUGUAGAUUUUGCCAAUGACUGUUAUUCAUAUAGUAUCAUUUCAAAAAAAGUGGUGUAAUAUUGGUUGGGGAAGCGGUUGAUGAGAUAGAUAUUAGACAAAGCUUCUGUUAGUUCUGUAAGGCUUCUUUUUGGUGUUUGUGUGGAUCUUUGUAGGUUUGUUUUAAUUUCAUAAACGGGUGCAAUAAAGUUUUCAUAUUAGCGCAAAUUUACAUUUUUUAAAAUGAUGCCAAAUUGCCAUUCUGUUCUCAGUUAGAUUGUGGAUCUUUCUAGCUUGUAUUAAUUGUUGCGUUGAUAGUGUUUGAAACGAACCUUCCUAUGUUGCUGUUGUAAUAAAUCACUGUCAU